AUGGAGGGUGGAGUUCAGGCUCCCAGUUUGGCCGGACGGCCUUCCCGCGUGGCUGUGAUCCUCACGGAGGGACAAGCAAGCUACAAAGUUCCUGACAAUUGCUGGAGUCACAGCGUUGGUGACCAGCAUUUUCGUGAAUCUCUGAGCGGGAUCCUCUGCGGGGCGGCACAGAAUCCUCACCGCUUCUCACAGCUCCGGUCACACCUGUUGCUCAUGGCGGGUACGGCAAAGAAUGCAGCCGCGGAGCAUCAUCUUUUCACAGGAGCUUCAUGCGUUUUGGUUUUUCUGAGCUGUCUGGGGUCUACGCUGUGCGCUGAUGUACACUCUCUUACUUGCAACUUGAUAAUCAGGUCUCCUACCAAAGCAGAACCUCUCUGGUAUGAAGGACAGUGUUCAAUGGAUGGAAUUGAUUUCCUUUCUUUUAACAACGUGAACAAGUCCAGGCCUUUGGGUAACCAGGAGCAGAUGGCAAAUACCACUGAAGUACGGAUAUGUUUGACCCAAUGGCUAGACCUGUUGGGCCAGGACUUAAGGGACAAAGUGUCUGAAAUCAAAGCGGACACUACCAAGACCAGUGGUCACCCCACUUUACGGGUCACCAUGCUUUUAAAGCACAGACACGGACAAAUCAUUAGUGCUUUCUGUGUAUUCAACAUCAGUGAGAAUUAUUCCUUCAUCUUGGACCUAAAGACUAUGAAGUGGAAACUGAUUAAUCCUGUACCAGAGGACAUCAUGAAAGAAUGGAAAGAUGAUAAGACAUUAAUGAAACAUCUGAAUUUGUCCAUAGUAGAAUGCAGUCAGAAAUUCAAUGAAUUCUUAAAUCAGCACGAGGAAAGAACAAGAUCAACAACAAGGGCCCCAGAUAUCACCCAGCCUCCACCUACCAGGCAGUUUCCUUAUAAGGAAGUAUUGAUCCCUGUGGGACUCAUCAUCUCCAUCAUCUUUAUUAUUUUCAUUUUCAUAUGUGUGAAGAGGAUGUGUAGUACCCAAGGAGGUAGAAAACUUCAGCUGCUCAAGGACUACUACAUCAACUGGCACAAGCCACAGAGGAAUGAGGGGCUAAAGGAGACAAGAGGAGAGGUUCCCAACCAGACCACCAAAAUGUUGUCCCAGGAGGAAGAUCCCAAGACAUUGGGAGGCCCCAGGAGGGCAUCGGAUCCUGUGGAACUGGAGUUACAGAUGGUUUUGAGUACUGGGAGCUGA
Rattus rattus (black rat) is the source of this 1203-nucleotide messenger RNA. RefSeq names its product retinoic acid early-inducible protein 1-gamma-like. The record is from RefSeq and is a predicted model, not a curated record. Gene Ontology annotation, cellular component: external side of plasma membrane. Lineage: Eukaryota; Metazoa; Chordata; Mammalia; Rodentia; Muridae. Gene Ontology annotation, biological process: antigen processing and presentation of endogenous peptide antigen via MHC class I via ER pathway, TAP-independent; positive regulation of T cell mediated cytotoxicity; immune response.